CAAUUUUCAGUAACGCUGCUCUCUACGUCCCGAAAACUGUGUUCCUCGCGUUAUUAAGACUUUCGUAGAGAAAUGAAACAAAUUGUAUGCGUGCUGGUGUUGGCGCUAAUUUGCGCUGUAUGUGCUGAUAAGAGUGCAACCAUAUUGCGGCAUGAUGCUGAGGUCAACGUCGACGGAUCAUACCAGUACGCUUAUGAAACAUCGAACGGAAUAUCUCACGAGGAACAAGGUGCCCUUAAAGAUGUAGGCGCAGAAAAAGCUCAGGUUGUUAGGGGUCAAUUUGCUUUCACGGCCCCAGAGGGUGAAAGAUUCAGUCUGCAGUAUAUUGCCGAUGAAAAUGGAUUUCAACCGAUAGGUGAUCAUUUGCCCACUCCUCCACCAAUUCCCGAGCUGAUCAUUAGAGCGCUUCGUAUUCUAGCAGAGAAACCACAACGAAAAUAAAUAUAACUAAUUAGCAAACCUAAGCUUAUGUACAAAAUAAAAACUCCCUAGUCGCUU
Messenger RNA from Wyeomyia smithii (pitcher-plant mosquito), 498 nucleotides. RefSeq names its product endocuticle structural glycoprotein SgAbd-2-like. Bases 73 to 441 code for a protein of 122 amino acids. Gene Ontology annotation, cellular component: chitin-based extracellular matrix. The record is from RefSeq and is a predicted model, not a curated record. NCBI's taxonomy places the organism in Eukaryota, Metazoa, Arthropoda, Insecta, Diptera, Culicidae. The transcript is spliced from 3 exons. Gene Ontology annotation, molecular function: structural constituent of chitin-based larval cuticle.